AUGAGUGGUGCAGCUUUGGGACUCGAGAUUGUUUUUGUCUUUUUCCUGGCGUUAUUCCUACUUCAUCGAUAUGGAGACUUUAAGAAGCAGCAUAGACUUGUCAUUGUUGGAACACUGCUAGCUUGGUAUCUCUGCUUUCUGAUUGUGUUUAUACUCCCUCUGGAUGUUAGUACGACAAUAUACAACCGGUGCAAACAUGCUGCUGCAAACUCAAGCCCUCCUGAGGGUAGCAACAUGACAGGAUUGUAUGCAACUGCUAUCCCAAUCCCAAGCCAACAUCCGUGUUUCAAGCCAUGGAGUUACAUUCCUGAUGGAAUCAUGCCAAUUUUCUGGAGGGUAGUAUAUUGGACUUCACAAUUUUUAACAUGGAUUCUGUUACCUUUCAUGCAGUCAUAUGCAAGAUCAGGAGGGUUUUCCAUCACUGGGAAGAUCAAAACUGCACUAAUUGAGAAUGCAAUCUAUUAUGGCACCUAUUUGCUGAUUUUUGGAGCAUUUUUAAUUUAUGUAGCUGUCAACCCACACUUGCACCUAGAAUGGAACCAGCUUCAGACAAUUGGGAUAGCAGCUGCAAAUACAUGGGGUCUGUUUCUUCUUGUGUUGUUGUUGGGGUAUGGCUUGGUAGAAAUUCCUCGGUCAUACUGGAAUGGUGCAAAAAGAGGUUAUCUACUCAUGAAAACUUAUUUUAAGGCAGCCAAAUUGAUGACAGAGAAAGCAGAUGCAGAAGAGACUUUAGAAGAUGUUAUGGAGGAAGUUCGUAAAGUGAAUGAGAGCAUCAAGUAUAACCACCCACUGAGAAAAUGUGUUGACACAAUACUUAAAAAGUGCCCUAUAGAGUAUCAGGAAAAAAUGGGCAGGAACAUGGAUGAUUAUGAAGAUUUUGAUGAAAAGCAUAAUACCUACCCAAGUGAAAAAAGUCUGGUAAAACUACAUAAACAGGUGAUUUAUUCAGUUCAGAGACAUCGGAGAACUCAAGUGCAAUGGCAGAUUCUUUUGGAACAAGCAUUUUAUCUAGAAGAUGUAGCAAAAAAUGAAACAAGUGCUACUUGUCAGUUUGUUCAUACCUUUCAAUCGCCAGAGCCAGAAAAUAGAUUUAUUCAGUAUUUUUAUAAUCCUACAGUUGAGUGGUAUUGGGAGUGCCUUUUGCGACCCUGGUUUUAUCGGGUACUUGCUGUGGUGUUGUCCAUAUUCUCCGUGAUAGUUGUGUGGUCAGAGUGCACAUUCUUUAGCACUAGACCUGUCUUAUCCCUCUUUGCAGUCUUCAUACAGCUGGCUGAAAAAACAUACAAUUAUAUUUAUAUCGAGAUUGCUUGCUUUCUUUCCAUCUUCUUCCUCAGUAUCUGUGUUUAUUCUACUGUGUUCAGGAUUCGUGUAUUUAACUAUUACUACCUGGCUUCACAUCACCAGACUGAUGCGUAUAGCCUUCUCUUCAGUGGCAUGUUAUUUUGCCGUUUGACUCCUCCUUUAUGUCUUAAUUUCUUGGGUUUGACCCACAUGGAUUCUUCCAUCUCUCACCAAAAUACACAGCCAACUGCUUAUACAUCUAUUAUGGGUUCCAUGAAAGUUUUAUCCUUUAUUGCAGAUGGGUUCUAUAUAUAUUAUCCUAUGUUGGUGGUAAUACUCUGCAUUGCUACGUAUUUUAGCUUGGGAACUCGUUGUUUGAAUCUACUUGGUUUCCAGCAGUUCAUGGGAGAUAAUGAUAUGACAUCAGACUUGGUUGAUGAAGGAAAAGAAUUAAUCAGACGAGAGAAGAGAAAAAGGCAACGGCAAGAAGAAGGUGAAAAUAGAAGAAGAGAAUGGAAAGAGCGUUAUGGACACAGUAGAGAAGAUUCCACUAGAAACAGAAAUGUUCAUAUUGACCCGAAAGAAUCGAACUUCUCAGAAAUGAGUACCAACCGAUCGACAUCUAAAUAUACCAGGGCUAAUAACAGGGCUGAAAGGGACCGAAUAGAACUUCUUCAGGAUGCGGAACCUUUGGAUUUUAAUGCAGAAACGUUCACUGAUGACCCUCUUGAAUCUGAAUCAGGAAGGUAUCAGCCUGGUGGACGAUACCUCUCAAUGUCUCGCAGCAGAAUAUUUGAUGAUGUUUAA
Molecule: messenger RNA, 2088 nt
Organism: Budorcas taxicolor (takin)
Lineage: Eukaryota; Metazoa; Chordata; Mammalia; Artiodactyla; Bovidae
Gene: LMBRD2
Product: LMBR1 domain containing 2
Exons: 17
Coding region: 1-2088 (695 amino acids)
Biological process (GO): adrenergic receptor signaling pathway
Cellular component (GO): membrane
Source: RefSeq, a predicted model, not a curated record